AGGCGGAAGGGCGGAUGCUGCUCGUCUGCUCGCGCUUCGACGCAGCGGGAGGAGGACACACUCCGCUGGGGAAGCUGCACAUCAUCGCCGGGCGGUUCUCCGGAGAUCUCUCCUCGUUGUACGCGUAGGUUAACGGUGUCACACCUGGGAUGAAUCCGCCGAGGGUUGUAGCUCGAAGGCUGGGUGAUGUUUGGAGAUGUUACGUCGCCAAGAUGGAGGGAAAGAGCUAAAAAGGAGACCCUGCUUCUCUCCUGCCGCUGCUCCCCUUCACUUUGCCUGACAAAUUAGCUUCGCUAGCCCGUCGCUCUGUUUUUCACCUCGCAGAUAGCAAACGUUUGUUCAGACACAUCCACCGGCUGCUGUGCUAUUCCACACAUUUUACACCUUCCCCGUCUCUUCCAGCCUCCACGGGUGUGAAUUAGCCAGGAACAUGAGCAGGAGAAGACGAUAAGGAGGUUGGCUUCCUGCGGGAUUUUGCACAGGCAUUUUCCUCUUGUUUUUUUUUUUUUCCCGUGGACAUGCCUUGUCUAUGGAGGAGGGAAGCUGAGCGGAGCUAGCUGGCCGACAAGCCCGGCUAGCGCAACGUUUCCUGGGUCUUUGGAUGAGCGUUCAGCUCCAGGGUUAGCUGAUUUAUUUCGGAUCAGCACCGCCUAUCCCAUCCCCUUCCCCGGGUAAGGAGGCAGCAUGGGGGAGUCCAGCCUGGACGACUCCAAUGUCAAGGUGGCUGUUCGUGUACGGCCCUUCAACAGGAGAGAAAAGGAACUGAACACUAAAUGUGUUGUGGAGAUGGUGAAGAACCAGACGAUCCUCCAUCCUGCAGGAACCAACCUUGGCAAAGCAGACUCUAGGAAUCAGUCCAAGGUCUUUGCCUACGAUCACUGUUUCUGGUCCAUGGAUGAGACAGAUAAGGAGAAAUUUGCAGGUCAGGAGGUGGUGUUCCAGUGCCUUGGGGAGAGUCUUCUCAACAAUGCCUUCCAGGGCUACAAUGCCUGUAUAUUUGCCUAUGGACAAACUGGUUCAGGAAAGUCUUACACAAUGAUGGGUUCAGGGGACCAGCCAGGUCUGAUUCCGCGCCUGUGCAGUGCUUUGUUUGAACGAACCCAGAAGGAACAGCGGGAGCAGGAGAGCUUCACUGUUGAGGUUUCCUACAUGGAGAUCUACAAUGAGAAGGUCCGGGAUCUGCUUGACCCCAAAGGGGGUCGACAGACUCUGAGGGUGAGGGAGCAUAAAGUGUUGGGUCCCUAUGUGGAUGGCCUAUCUCGACUAGCUGUGGCCAGCUACAAGGACAUCGAGUCUCUAAUGUCAGAGGGGAAUAAGUCUCGGACGGUCGCUGCUACCAACAUGAAUGAGGAGAGCAGUCGAUCCCACGCUGUCUUCAACAUCAUCCUCACACACACACUCAAGGACUUGCAGUCUGGGACGAGUGGUGAAAAGGUUAGUCGGUUGAGUCUGGUAGAUUUGGCUGGGAGUGAACGAGCAGCAAAAACUGGAGCAGCAGGAGAACGACUGAAAGAGGGAAGCAACAUCAACAAGUCUCUGACGACUCUCGGCCUGGUGAUCUCUGCGCUGGCUGAACAGGGGACUGCCAAAAACAAGACCAAGUUUGUCCCUUACAGAGACUCUGUUCUGACAUGGCUGCUAAAGGACUGUCUGGGGGGAAACAGUCGCACAGCGAUGGUUGCAACCGUGAGUCCAUCAGCAGACAAUUAUGAGGAGACGCUGUCGACGCUGCGUUACGCAGACCGAGCUAAGAGCAUAGUCAACCAUGCUGUAGUUAAUGAAGACCCCAACGCUCGUAUCAUCAGGGAGCUCAGAGAGGAAGUAGAGAAACUGCGAGUGCAGCUGACCCAGGCAGAGUCUUUAAAGGCUCCUGAGCUGAAGGAGCGUCUGGAAGAGUCGGAGAAGUUGAUUCAAGAGAUGACCAUCACCUGGGAGGAAAAGCUUCGCAAAACAGAAGAGAUUGCACAGGAGCGUCAGAAGCAGUUAGAGAGUCUGGGUAUUUCUCUCCAGUCAUCAGGGAUUAAAGUCGGGGAUGACAAGAGCUUUCUCGUCAACCUUAAUGCUGAUCCUGCUCUUAAUGAACUGCUGGUGUACUACCUGAAGGAACACACAAAAGUGGGUUCAGCAGACUCUCAGGACAUCCAGCUGUGUGGGAUGGGUAUCCAGGGAGAACACUGUGUAAUCGACAUUACGCCAGACGCUGCCGUUAUCCUCACCCCUUAUCGCAACGCUCGGACAUGUGUUAAUGGUUCUCCAGUAACCAGCGCUCUGCAGCUUCACCAUGGAGACCGGAUCUUUUGGGGAAACAAUCACUUCUUUAGGAUCAACCUGCCUAAGCGACGUUCCCGAGGAAUGGAGGAAGAGGAUGGUGAGGGUGGAGUAAUGAAGAACAGUGGCAGCAGUGAGCAGCUGGAUGCAGAUGGGGACACAGCCAGCGAAGUGUCCAGUGAAGUCAGCUUCUCCUACGAGUUCGCCCAAACAGAGGUCAUGAUGAAAGCCCUCGGCAAUAAUGACCCCAUGCAGGCCGUCCUCCAGUCUCUGGAGAGGCAGCAUGAAGAGGAGAAGCGCUCUGCUCUGGAGCGGCAGAGGCAGAUGUACGAGCAGGAACUCCAGCAGCUCCGCAAGAAGCUGAACCCGGACCGUCUGUCCACAGGUCAGUCAGGAGCGCCGACACCCGGCCAGCAAGGUCCAGCACAGCAGUCACACUACCGCAGCCUGGAGAGACUCAGCAUGGGAGGGAUGAGCCAUUCAACCAGCGCUCAGAGCCGACUGAGGCAGUGGAGUGAGGACAGGGAGGCAGUGUUGGUGAGGAGUCUGAGAAGGUUGAGGGAACAGAUCGUGAGGGCAAACCUCCUGGUGCAAGAAGCCUGUUUUAUCUCUGACGAGCUGGAGCGACACACUGAGUACAGAGUCACUCUGCAGAUCCCAUCAGACAACCUCAAUGCAAACCGCAAGAGGGAUGCUGUGCUCAGUGAACCAGCGAUUCAAGUCCGACGUCGUUGUAGAGGGAAACAGAUCUGGAGCUUGGAGAAGAUGGAGAACCGACUGGUGGACAUGAGGGAGCUGUACCAGGAGUGGCAGGACUACCACCUACAUCACCAAGACAACCCAGUGAUGCGCUCAUAUUUUCGUCGGGCUGACCCGUUCUUCGACGAGCAGGAAAACCACAGUCUGAUCGGCGUUGCAAAUGUUUUUCUGUCCUGUCUUUUCUACGAUGUCAAGCUUCAGUACGCCAUUCCCAUCAUCAACCAGAAGGGAGAGGUUGCAGGGCGUCUCCAUGUGGAGGUGGUUCGAGUCGGAGGCGGCUUAGAGGACAACAUAGCUGGAGGAGACGAACCAGACAACAACCAAGACACCGAGAUCCAGGAUCGCAAAUUUGUCUGCAUGAUUAAGAUCCUGCAGGCCACUGGUCUUCCCCAGUACCUCUCCAACUUCGUCUUCUGUCAGUACUCCUUCUGGGACCAUUCUGAGCCAAUCAUCGUGGCUCCUGAAGUCGACCCAUCAUCCUCGUCACCCAGCACCAAGGACCCACACUGCAUGGUGGUGUUUGACAGCUGCAAGGAACUGGCGGUGUCAGUGACUGAGGAUUUCAUCGAGUACCUCACAGAAGGGGCUGUCGCCAUCGAGGUUUAUGGACACAGGCAGGCAGAUGCAGGCAGGAACCCCGCCCUGUGGGACCUCAGCAUCAUCCAGGCCAAGACACGCACACUACGAGACAGAUGGAGUGAGGUAACACGUCGCCUGGAGCUGUGGAUUCAAAUCCUGGAGAUAAACGAGAACGGAGACUUUGUCCCAGUGGAAGUGGUUCCUGCUAGAGAUAUACGGACCGGGGGAAUCUUCCAGCUUCGGCAGGGUCAGUCAAGGCGGAUCCAAGUGGACGUGCGUUCAGUUCAGGACUCGGGCACCAUGCCUCUGAUUGCAGAGAUAGUGCUUGCAGUGUCGGUGGGCUGUGUUGAGAUCAGGAACACUGCAGCAAACCAGGAAGGAGAUGAGAUGGACAGUUAUCAGGAAAGAGAUCUGGAACGUUUGCGGGAGCAGUGGUUAGCCGCUCUCACAAAGAGACAGGAAUACCUCGACCAACAUCUGCAAAGCCUGGUCAGCAAAUCAGAGAAAACAGAGGAUGACAUGGAGAGGGAGGCUCAGCUGCUGGAGUGGCGCUUGACUCUGACAGAGGAGAGAAACGCCGUCAUGGUGCCCUCUGCUGGCAGCGGCAUUCCUGGAGCGCCUGCUGAAUGGGUUCCUCUGGCAGGCAUGGAGACUCAUAUUCCUGUCCUCUUCCUGAACCUCAAACCCGAUGACCUCAGCUCUCAGGACCAGUAUGAGGUUCCUGAGGCCGGAGGUUGGGAUGCGUCUCUGACUGGAGAAGACGAAGAUGACUUCUUUGACCUGCAAAUUGUCAAACACUAUGAUGCAGAGGUGAAAGCAGAAGCAUCAUGGGACUCCACCAUCCAUGAAUGUCCCCAGCUCAGUCGUGGUGGAGCGUGGCCCGAGCAGCGGGUAUACCUAACCAUCAGAGUAGUGGUUCAGCUCAGCCAUCCUGCUGACAUGCAGCUGGUGCUGAGGAAGAGAAUCUGUGUUAACGUUAAUCCCGGCCGCCAAGGCUUUGCCCACAACUUCCUCAGACGGAUGUCCACCCGCAGCACCAUACCAGGAUGUGGGGUCACGUUUGAGGUCGUCUCCAACAUCCCCGGGGAUGCCCCUGGAUCAGAGGACAGGGAGAUGCUGGCCAACCUCGCUGCCAGCGCACACAACAGCCAGUCAGGUGAUGAAGAGGCUGCCAUCGAGAAAUACCUCCGAAGUGUCAUGAGUCUGGAGAACAUCCUGACUCUGGACAGACUAAGACAGGAGGUAGCAGUGAAGGAGCAGCUGGCUGGCAGAGGCAGGAGCAACAGACGGAGCCUUAGUUCUCCCUCUGUCCACAGGCUGUCUGGAAGUAGACAAGACUUAUCCACAACCUGCCUGCUGGAGGAUAAGGGUCGAUGGGAGAGUCAGCAGGACAUCUUCAUGCCCUCUCAGUUUCACCGCACCCUCCCCCGCCCAGCCUCCUCCCCCUCCACCUACUCCACCUCCCCUUCUUCAUCCACUACUUCCUUUGCUACGACCCCACCACAGAAUCAGGAAUCAGAGCAAGGUCGCUUAGGACUUGCUGCCUCUUAUCUUUCAGUGAAGGCGCUGGUUCCUCAGAUGCCGAAACUGCUAAAGUCUCUGUUUCCUGCAAGAGAUGACAAGAAGGAGCUGAGACCGUCGCCGCACAGCCAGCAGCAUGUGCCUCGCAUUGUGACAUCACCCGGAGGGGACGACAACAGAGUCAAGACAGAGACGCCCUCAACCAAAGACAGGCGGGCAGAGUUCCAAGAAGUCCCUCCUCUUCCUGUGCAUGACCCGCAUGACAUCACCCCCCUAAGCCAGUCGUCAAGCGGCUACUUCUCCACUAGCGUUUCUACGGUUACCCUGUCUGACGUCCUCCAACCUUCCUCCUCGUCCUCCUCCCUCCUGGCUGCUGAGACCGCGUUACCCUCAAAUCCCCAGCAGCAGCAGCAGGGUGCUGACAGGAACGAUGUUGUGACCUCUCCUUCUCAGUGUGCCGCCAAGAUGGCCGCCAUCGUGCCAGCCUCUUCCAACAGCUCAGCCAAUCACAACAACGUCACGGUGGAAAACUCCUUCUCCAAACCGAGGCUGGUAAAUUCAGGAGGAGGAGGUGACGGGUUUGAGAGGCUGGAAAUCUUUGUGGACGAUGAAGAGCGUAGCCGUGUUGACAUUCUGCCUGAAUGGCUGACGGACGGGUCGUAUGUUACAGUCGGAAGCAAUAAGGCGGGGACAGUGCGCUACGUGGGAAUGACGCAGUUUGCAGAGGGCGUGUGGGUGGGGGUGGAGCUGGAUACACCUGUAGGUAAGAAUGAUGGAUCAGUCGGAGGUCACCGGUACUUCCACUGUAAACCGGGUUACGGGGUGCUGGUUCGCCCAGACCGUCUGUCCUGUCGCGACCGGACCAGUCGACGGACGGGAGAGUCUGCUCCUCCCGCCCACGUCCCCAUCCUGCGAGGAGAAGCCAUUGUUGCACGGAGGGGGGAGAACCGCAAGUCCUGGAGCAGUUGAAACACAGAAACAAGAAGCUUGAUGAGAGAGAUGAACUCCUUACAACCCUGCUCCUCCUGCCCCGCCUCCGGCUCUCAGCUAUGCAACAGGCUAACGCAUCAGAACUAACUUACUGCCGACGCUCCUAUUGAAGGAAACAACACUCACAUGUUACGUUAAUGGAUAGAAACAGAGUAACGAGACAGUUCAGAGUGAGUUUCUGAAAGACUAUGCAGUGUGUGCAGAAGUCUAUGAGAGGACAUCUUGGAAAGUAAAAAUGUAAAUGAACGGCGGUCAGUGGGACGACUGCUGAGAGUGAAUGGAAGCAGAUCUCAUCAUGUUUGGAGGGAGUGGACAGGACGCUGCAGACGGUCUGAUCUGUUUUCGCAGCUGAUUUACACGGAUGCAAACUACUCACUUCAACUAUGUUUUAAAUCUGGGGGAGGUAAAAAAAAAAAAAAAAUUGUGUCAGCUCUUACAGUGGCUGCUGACUUCUGCUGCAUUUCCAACCUGUGAUGUGUUUGCAUCCCUGCAUAUGAAGUGUAGACCCAAUGUCCCAGAAUUCCCUGCUCCGGCUGCCACUUCCCUGAACCCCUCUGGGUCCAGUCUGCAGACUGACUGACACUUUGACUCAUCGUUGGAGACUCGUCUCUCCCUCCCUCACUGACUCCUUUUCUUUUCUCUUGAAGAUAAGACUCUCCCAAAAUGUGCCUUCACCACGGCUUGUUUUGCAAUUUUUUAUUUCUGUGUAUUUAAUUUCCGUUGGCUGUUUGUGUCGAGGAGAAAGCCUUGUGCUACGUGUGAGGUGAUCUCAGGGACUGUAGUGGGGAAAGGUUAAGGAUGGGCGUGAGUGUGUGUGUGUGUGUGUGUGCGUGCUUGCGUGUAUUUGUAAAUGUUGUACAGUGUUGACAUGUAUGCACAAGUUCAUGUUGUAGUCGUGUUGGUGUUGAAGAUGAGACGUGUGGAGCAGGAAAAGUGUGUCCUUGUUGGACAGAGCCACUAUGGGAGAGAGUUAGUUUGUACUGGGAGGUUUUAAAAGUUUUGCACUUCAGAUGUUGGAUAAGAAGCUUCCGUAAGUAAGGUGGUGAAAUGGAGAGGUAGGGGACAUGUUAUCAGACAGAGGCUGCUGUAAUGUGGAGACAAGCAUAUCUGGGCUUCCUGGAUGCAUGUAUCUGACAACCAGGAGGUGCUGUCUAUAGAGGAGUACUGUGUUGGUGGAAAUAGACACGUGUGUACGUUGAGGAAAAGAAAGUGAGAUAUCCUGCAAGGAGUUUAAUGCUUGAGAAAGAUUUGCUUCUAUGCAUUUUAAUGUGUUUUUAAAAGAAGUUUAAAAAGAUAAAUUAAGUUUUUAUAUUUUAUUUCUAAAUGACAGACACAAAUGGGAGAAUGAGCUGAGAUGUACGUUUUGGGAAAGUUUUUAGAUGCAGAAGCAGUUUGGAUGGAACAUUCCUGACACAUCUGCUGGAGGAAAGGAAGACAAUGGGACGAACUUUGGGAUUUUUUCAUUUUUAAGUUCAUGUUUUUCUUGAAAAUUCUUGAGGGACUUUUAACGUUUGAUACUGACCUCAUUCCUGUGUAUUAAUUUAUAGGAAAGCAUUGGCAGUGCACCGCAGCAGUUGGAUACUUAACGUUGGUCAUAAAUCCAUGAAGAAUGUUGACAGAACACACAUGUGCUUGAAAAACGUUUUCCAUGAGUUAAAGAGCCAUUCCACAAGUUUUACAGAUGACGUUCAGUUUAUUCCUCCUCAACGUCUGUAAACAGUCGUGUGUUGUCUCGUCUGUUGUGGCUCUGGAGGAACUUUCUGUCAGGUCUGAGAAAAUAACCCUGUGAUGUCAUCAGGGUUACACCAUGAAGACUACGAGGAAAGAACAGGGAGCGCAGAGUUUGAUGGACAUGCGUGUUCAUCAUGUGGGGAGGGUCUAAUGAAAGAGUCACAAAAGCCAUUUUCAGAAAUGACCUGCGGGUAAAAUCCGGACAUUUGGCUUUAGAGUCAACCUGCAGUUUCAACAACAUUAUUCAGGCAAGAGGUGGAGCAGACAGAGACAGGAAGUGAUGCAUUAACUCUGCUGUGGAGAUCACGUGAUUCUCUUGACCACACCCAGACACCCGUGUCGGCUCUUAUCACCACAAUCUCUCUUGACAUCUUCGUCUGUGUCCUCCACGUGUGUGUCAGCACUUUUUCACUGGGAGAUACUUGUUUUCUUUUCAUUUUUGCGACUGUUGCCCGUUGAAUCCAGCAGGGAUGACAUUCACACAUGCACCCCCUCCGGAGGAUCUGUGGAGGUCAGUGCAUGUCUGAAAGCAGCUUAAGUGGGACAUGGCGGAUUCGUGCGAUAGUAGCAACGAAAAAAUCACAAUAUUUCGGCCUCUGCUGCUUUGAUUCCUUCAUUAAUCGGUUUCGUAAUUUUCCUCGCUUUGUAAUUGAAAAAUACAAAGGUCUGAAAAUCACAAGAAGAAGGUUGAAUUCAAGAAGAAGCGCUGGAAGUCACUGGAAUGGGAUCAUUCACAGUGGUUUAUAGGACUCAGACUGAGUCUCAGUCAGAAAUGUAUAUCCAGAACCAGAGCUGUUGCGAAGGUGGGCGGUGAAGAGUCAUCCUCAGUCUCUCAGAGCGAUGAAGCUCAGUGGCUAAAUCGGUUGCGGAAACAACUUGGGACACUUUUCCCUCAACCAGGUUAAGUUCAUAUCCUAGUGGUGACAAACCUUAAUGUGUUCGUAGACAUGUUAAUUCAUGUCCACUGAGUCAGGCGUUUGUUGUUUGCUGUUUCUAUGGUAACAGUUAAAUGCAUACAAAAGAAUCUGAUAGAUUUCAGAUGGAGAUGAUAUAGUGACUUGUAUAAAAACAUUAUAUGGAAUACUGUAUGUGCAUGUAAAGGCACUGAGUAUUUCCAAACACUAUCGACUUUGUUGAUAAAGCGUGUUUGUUUUUCCUCAUUCCUGUAUAUCAUGUGUUUCUUAAUUCAAGAAGCGAGAUUUUGCUAUUUAUAUUUAAAUGCUCGUACACAUGCCUUUAUCGCAUGAAAACUGAUAAAGCCUUUUAUUUGAAUAAAUCUUGCACAAAUGAUUCCAUGAAAAUUGCUGCUAUUAGCAUUGUAAAUUAACCUGUAAAUGGAUCAAUUGAUUUCUCUAUCACCCUGUCUCUUUCUGUUUACUAGAUUGGACUUCUGUAUUUUUCUUUUCUCUUUAAAUCCUGAUGGAGAAACUAAUGUCAGCGCUUUGGGUUCAGAGACCAAUACAUUUUUUCACGAAUAGCUACAAUUUUGAAAACGAGGCACUUUGUUUAGUCAGCCUUGAAGAAGAGAUGGAUAGAAAAAUAAAAUCAGCUCUGCAUUGAUUUUAAAGGAGGACUGAAACUCAGAGGCGUGUUAAAGCUGAAGUAUGAGAUGAGGCCACAGUGUGUCGCCAUCGUCUAGUUAUUGUCUGUGUAUUUAUUACUGGCCUCAAAGCCCCAGGACCCUGGAGUUCUCUGAUUGGUUGGUUACUGUAGGUCUGGCGUGUUAUUGGUCGGCAGGUUUGUGAGGCGCUCUGUAGUUCGGACUUGAUGGUUUGGUUGUUUUUGUUAAAUGUGGUUCAUAAUAGUUUCGUGGUAAAUGAAGGCAGAGAGGAAAGUUUUUGUGUGUGAGUGUGUUUGUGUGUGUGUGUGUGUGGCUACAGGCUUUGAUCCAGUUGUGUCAGCAAGUUCUUACCGAGGUGGGAAACGACCGAUGGCUGCCUCUUUCCUCAGGAUAUGAGUGAGAGACGCUCGGUGGCCGAUCGUCUUUCCCGUCCUGGUCUCAGCUUGCACACUUGGGUUCGGGGGUUAGAGAUCACUUCAAGCUUCUGGCUGUUUCUUUAUGUUACUGUGCCUCUGAAACCACGUGACCAUGUAUCUUCCACACACUGUUUUUCAUAUCAGUGCUUCAGUUCAUUUGCACAAAGGUCCCCAGAGGGAUUCAAAUAAUAUCUCUGGAACAAGUAGGAAGAAAAUAUAACCAGAUUUUCAUCAUUCAGAUGUUUUUUUUAUUUUCAGCUUCAUGUCACAAUGUUUUUGAUGCAAUAAUCCUUCGCUCACUGCUCUACUGCCAGUCAUGGAAAAAAAAAAGAGGGAAUUUAUUAAUAUUGCAACACAGUAUUUUACAUGAGCGCUCAGCUCAAAUGUAGUGGUCAGAAAACUUCCAGCAAACCUCUAUUUUUCUCCGUACAGAUGCAGCAUCACGCAUCGUCAGGUGAAGUGUGACGCUGACAUCAUAUAGACACAGAUGAUGCACAUGAUCCACAGCAGCGAGAGCCAUCGCAGCAAGAACCCGUCAAAAACAGACAACCUAGCAUCAGUAACAACUGUUCUGAGCGGACUCCGUGUGGUGGAUUCAUUUCAGUGAUGGUGUCCAUCCCUGCAACUGUGGAUUAGAGUGAAGCCUUCAGUAUUAUUCAUGUGACUGUAUCCACAUCACCCACACUUGUCCGAGAACUUUCACACCAUGUACUGAUCUGUCCGAGUCCUCAGCCCCUCACAAUGUUUCACUUUUUAUUUGACUGUUUUUUUUCUUGUUUUUGUCUUAAGUGCUUCUGUUAUGCUCAGAUUUCGGUUCCAUAUCUUUUAUUGCAUUUCGCCUCCUGCUGCUGCAGCUGUGGGACUUCUGGUUUAGAGCAACGUGUCUCCUCUCUGCCUUAACGUGGCCUUUAAACUAGAGCCAGACCGGUUUUAGCAGGAAUAAUCCCAACUGGAGUGGCGGUGUCCUGUGCGGUUUUAGUGUGAGCGUUACAAACCCAUAUAAACCCACUUUGGUUUGACUCUGAAACAAAAAACCCCGUCAGUAAUCAAUUUUAUAAAACCUGGAGUCAUUUGUUCACAAGAAGGGAAGGCCAUUAUGUCGCCCCCUGGUGGCUACUGUCAAACCUCAAAUAUUGCAUCCCUCCACUGCCCUCCAGCAGCGUGCCUCACAGCUUCUGCCUGCCCGGGAUCACACCAAUCCUUUAAAAUCGUCUAAGUAGCAGGUCUUAUUUGUGUGCUUUGAAUCAAAUCUUCCGUUCCUGCCUCCGCAGCGAGUUUCCACCUUGUGACUACCUCUGUCCCUCGUAGCGGUCGUCCAGACAAUGUUCUGCCAACGUCCUCCCUGAGGCCUUUUAGCUGAUACAGAGCUGUACCUGCUUCACUUCUCAACUGUCUGCAUCCACUUCUCUUCCACAUAUUAGCAAUACACGGCUGCGAGGUGAUACGGCACAACCUGUUUAUUUAUUUUCCAUGGAGAGCUGCAGCUGCUCUUCCUGGUGCAUUUUAAACACAGUUAACAAUAUUCCCCCCAGGUACCUGCAGCCAUAAUAAACUGAGCUGUGUAAUAAUAGAAGCUGAAGGGGAGGGUUUGGUGCUUUUAAAGUCAGGGAGAUAUUCCUGCAAAAAAAAAAAAAAAAAA
This is a messenger RNA of Paralichthys olivaceus (Japanese flounder), 11464 nucleotides long. RefSeq names its product kinesin family member 13Ba (gene kif13ba). NCBI's taxonomy places the organism in Eukaryota, Metazoa, Chordata, Actinopteri, Pleuronectiformes, Paralichthyidae. Gene Ontology annotation, biological process: microtubule-based movement. The record is from RefSeq and is a predicted model, not a curated record. Gene Ontology annotation, molecular function: microtubule motor activity; microtubule binding; ATP binding.